Thlaspi arvense is the source of this 870-nucleotide messenger RNA. NCBI's taxonomy places the organism in Eukaryota, Viridiplantae, Streptophyta, Magnoliopsida, Brassicales, Brassicaceae. The record is from the annotation of a GenBank genome assembly.
AUGAGAGAAUUCUAUACUGGUUGGCUUACUCAUUGGGGAGAGAACAUCGUGAAAACAAAUGCUGCUUCUACUGCAGCUGCUUUGGAGAAAAUAUUGUCGAGGAAUGGAUCUGCUGUGCUUUACAUGGCACAUGGUGGAACAAACUUCGGAUUUUACAGCGGUUCUAAUACUGGUGCAAAUGAGUCAGAUUACAAGCCUGAUCUUACUUCUUAUGAUUAUGAUGCGCCAAUCCAGGAAUCUGGUGAUGUGAACAAUGCAAAGUUCAAAGCUCUACGGAGAGUCAUAAACAAAUAUAGUUCGGCAUCUCUUCCUUCAAUUCCUCGCAAUCCUAACAGAACAGCAUAUGGGCAUAUCCAGUUAAAGAAAACUGUGUAUUUGCUUGAUACCCUUAACAUUAAAAAUACAAUUGAUGUAGCUGAAUCUGAAAGCCCAAUUUCAAUGGAGUCUGCUGGUCAGUAUGCUGGAAACAAUGAAGGAAGCAUUCUGUCCAUACCAAAGGUGCACGACAGAGCUCAAGUAUUCAUUUCAUGUCCUUCUAGAAAUGAUGAUGAAAGACCAACAUAUAUUGGCACAAUUGAGAGAUGGUCUAAUAGACCUCUUCAUCUCCCUUAUAUUAAUUGUCCUUCUUACAAUAAAUUGUUUGUCUUGUACGGGGCAGAUCGUUUGAUCAGGGGCCAUUUGAACAAAUUCCAUGAGUUGGGCCAUUCGAAUGAAGAGUGUGAAGGAGGCGGUUCGAAUGAAAAGCAAGGUUCAAAUGGAGAAGGCAGUUUGAAUGCGGGAUGCGAUUGGAACAAAGAUCAUUCAAACGAAGGGCAUUUGAACAAAAAGCACUCGAGUGAAGGCUCCAAGGUUGGGCCAUCUGAAGGGUAG